Molecule: messenger RNA, 3021 nt
Organism: Myotis myotis
Lineage: Eukaryota; Metazoa; Chordata; Mammalia; Chiroptera; Vespertilionidae
Gene: UTP25
Product: UTP25 small subunit processor component
Exons: 12
Coding region: 521-2497 (658 amino acids)
Biological process (GO): maturation of SSU-rRNA from tricistronic rRNA transcript (SSU-rRNA, 5.8S rRNA, LSU-rRNA)
Cellular component (GO): nucleolus; small-subunit processome
Molecular function (GO): U3 snoRNA binding; rRNA binding
Source: RefSeq, a predicted model, not a curated record
CUUUUGUAUGGAGGGAGAUUUCCUGCAUUGAUUUCUUUUUCGUUUCUUUAAACAAUGGCUUGGGACCUUCGGACUGAAGUGUGGGUGGUCGUGGGCUCCUCUGCGUGCCAGGCUGCUCCCACCGCCGGGCCGCGUGGUCCGGGGCCUAGAGGGAUGCUCUGGUGAAGGCAGGGGCCAGACGCGGUGAGCCCGAGGCCCCCUGUUUGCCACCUUGAGCCUCUUGGGGAGCAGAGCCCGUAGUUGUGCGACGCUAGUGUUUGCCACGUGACCUCGGGAGAUUCUUGAUUGGGUUUCCAGCAAGGAAGCAAAACCGCAGAUUUGUCAACUGUCAGAGAGCUCAGAUUCUUCAAACUCUGAAAGUGAAGCAGAGAGUGAACCAGAACAAGUUUCUGGGUACCACAAACUGCUCGCCACAUUAAAGAAUGUUUCUGAGGAAGAGGAAGAGGAAGAGGAAGAAGAAGAAGAAGAAGAAGAAGAAGAAGAAGAAGAAGAAGAAGAAGCAGCUCUAGUUGAGGCAGAAAUGAACAGUGAAGAUGGUGACAGCGAUGUCAGUGUGGAGGAGGAGACAGCGGCAGCACCUGCUGGGAUGCGGGAGAGAGGUAACGUCUUACCUGCUGACCCCAAGGAAAAAGAUGGGGACGAGCCACCUGGCACAUCACAACAAGAAUCCCCGGAGGAGUUUACAGAUACAAAACACGAGUCACUUUUCAGCCUGGAAACCAAUUUUCUCGAAGAGGAAAGUGGAGGCAACUGUUCUCUGAAAGGAUCACAAGAUCAGAAUUCAUCAGAUCCAUUUCUGCACCAUGUAAACAAGGAACUGAAAGAAAAAGAAAUUCAGGCCAUUGCCACAAAUCCCAAAACUACCCAUGAGCUAAAAUGGCCCACUCUGGGUCAGCUUGUCUUUUCAUCCAAGUUUCAGAAGUUGGAAACAUUUAAACCCCCAAAGGACCUUGACCUAAAGGCACUUUAUCUCCAGAAGCCUCUGGAAUCCACCUGGACCAAGACCAACAGCCAGUUUCUCUCCGGUCCCCAGAAAUCAAGUAGCCCCUUCACACCGCUCCAGAAAGAGCUGUUCUUGAUUAUGAAUUCUUACCAGGACUUGUUCUACCCAGAAAGGACCGCCCUGAAGAACGGGGAGGAGAUCCGCCACGUGUACUGCCUGCACGCCGUAAACCAUGUCCUCAAAGCCAACGCCCAGGUGCUUGGCAACAACAGCAGGCGCCGGAGCCGGAAACUUGGGGUGGGCGACGAUGACGACUUCAGGGACCAAGGGCUGACAAGGCCCAAGGUGCUGAUCGUGGUGCCGUUCCGCGAAGCUGCUCUGCGGGUGGUCCAGCUCUUCAUCAGCCUCCUGGAGGGCGACAGCAAGAAGAAAAUAAUUGUGAGCAACAAGAAGAGGUUUAACGGAGAGUAUGGCUCGGAUCCCGAGGAGAGACCACCCAACCUGAAGAGGCCUGAGGAUUACGAAGCCGUAUUUGUCGGCAACAUCGAUGACCACUUCAGGAUCGGAGUGGCAAUACUUCAGAGAAGCAUCCGGCUCUAUGCCCCCUUUUACUCCUCGGACAUCCUCAUUGCCUCCCCUCUGGGCUUGAGGACCAUCAUUGGCGCAGAAGGGGAGAAGAAGAGGGAUUUUGACUUUUUGUCUUCUAUUGAGCUUCUCAUCAUUGAUCAAGCUGACAUUUACCUGAUGCAGAACUGGGAGCAUGUCCUGCAUUUGAUGAACCACAUGAACCUGCUGCCCUUGGACUCACAUGGGGUGGACUUCUCUCGAGUGCGGAUGUGGAGCCUCAAUAAUUGGUCCAAGUACUACCGCCAGACACUGCUGUUCGGGGCCCUGCAGGAUGCCCAGAUCAACUCUGUGUUCAACAAGUACUGCGUCAAUGUGCAAGGCCAGGUGGCCGUGAGGAACGUCCCGCUGACAGGCUCCAUCAGUCAUGUGCUGGUGCAGCUCCCCCACGUCUUCCAGAGGAUGGAAGCUGAAAACCUAGCUUCAGUGAUUGACGCCAGGUUUAACUUUUUCGUGAACAAGAUUUUGCCUCAGUAUCGUGAUGCAGUCAUGUCUCACACGCUCAUCUAUGUCCCCUCCUACUUUGACUUUGUGCGUCUCCGAAAUUACUUCAAGAAGGAGGACCUGAACUUCACGCAUAUCUGCGAGUACACCCAGAAGUCCGCUAUCUCCAGGGCCAGACACUUCUUCCUUCACGGGGAGAAGCAGUUUCUGCUCCUCACAGAGCGCUUCCACUUCUACAAAAGGUACACUAUAAAAGGCAUCAGGAACCUGAUUUUCUAUGAGCUGCCAACAUAUCCCCACUUCUACAGCGAAGUCUGCAACAUGCUGAGAGCCGCCACCAGAGGAGAGGAAGCCGCCUGGACCUGCACUGUCCUCUACUCCAAGUACGAUGCCCAGAGGCUGGCUGCGGUGGUCGGCGUGGAGCGGGCCGCGCAGAUGCUGCAGUCCAAAAAGAACGUCCACCUCUUCAUUACUGGAGAGAGAUGAGGAUUUGGUGGGCAGGAAAUGGUCGUUGGCAUGAUACCUGGGCUUGGUUCUGUGCCACGUGGACUGGAUUCUGAUCGCUUCUACAGGACAAGGACUGCCAUAAGGAAGGAGCACCAGCAGCAUCGUGUCUGACACUUCUUUUCAGGUUUCGUGUCCCUGAAAACUUCAGCGUAAACCAAAUGUUGGUAACUCCCAUCUUCAAGGGGGAAGCUAAGGGGAGGGAAUCUUAGAAGUUGAUAAAGCAAACUUCUACUUGUGAAUAUUUUUUUUAAGCCAUAAAUUCUUUUAUUGUGAUUUUUACCUCUAAUUUAUUACACUUCGUAAAUUUGUUCAGUUUGCCUAUUUCUGUUUGAUAUUUUCUUAAAGUAAGGAAGGCAUAUGUGUCAUUGCUUGUGAGAACUGGUGAUGAGAAACUGGAAGACUUCUCGCUGCUGAAUAUCCUGUGAAUUUUGGAUUGCACAGCUUUUGUAGAACUGUUAUUUUUCCCCAACCAAACUUUAAAAACUACAAAUACUUGAUUUUAA